Messenger RNA from Saccoglossus kowalevskii, 876 nucleotides. Its product is annotated as galactosylceramide sulfotransferase-like. Gene Ontology annotation, biological process: glycolipid biosynthetic process. The record is from RefSeq and is a predicted model, not a curated record. NCBI's taxonomy places the organism in Eukaryota, Metazoa, Hemichordata, Enteropneusta, Harrimaniidae. Gene Ontology annotation, molecular function: galactosylceramide sulfotransferase activity. Gene Ontology annotation, cellular component: membrane.
AUGGCGAAGAACAUGUUGCCACCUCUGCCAGGAUCCAACUAUAGUAUGCUAUUGAGUCACGUGCCGUUCAACAAAUCAGCUAUCGAUGACGUCAUUCCUAAUGCCAGGCACGUGACAAUAAUACGUCAUCCUGUAUCUGCAUACGAGUCAGUGUUUGGUUUUUUCAAAAUCUCUAAUCACGCUAAAAUUAAACACAACACCACUCAAAAUCCAUUUAAAACGUUUCUCGCAAACACGAGUAUGUAUUUUAAUCGUAUUCAUGAUCCUUAUCACAAAACGUUGCUAAGUAAUAGACAAAUAUUCGAUCUUGGACUUGAACUUGAAGACUACGCCAACGAAACGAUGGUAGACCACGUUAUACAGAGGAUAUCUAAAGAGUUGGAUUUGGUAAUGAUUCUUGAGUACUUUGACGAAUCACUUCUUCUGUUGAAAAAGCUUCUGUGUUGGGAAUUUGAAGACAUCGUCUACACACAGAGGAACAAGAGAAGCGAUACCCUACGUUACGACAUCGGUGACUUGGAGCGACAAACAAUAUUGAAGUUGAAUUCGGCUGAUUUUAAACUUUAUCAACACUUCAAUAUAACAUUGUGGCUUAAAGUUGAUGCCUACGGUCCAAAUUUCAGUAAAGACUUAGCUACUUUUCGAGGCAUGUUAAAUAAAAUGCAUUCCGAGUGCAUAGACGAUGAUAAAUUUGAUGUUAAUUAUGGCGGCCGAAGGAAUGAGACAUUCGUGAAAAUCAAUGCGCCUGAAUAUUGUUCCAGAAUGAACAAAACUAGUUUUGCUUAUCUCGCUAACAGACAACGGCUUAACCAAUCACAUGCAGCCAUCAACCAACUAAGUGAAGCCAUCAACCAAUCACAUGCAACCACUAACUAA